GCCGAUUUUCAGCCCAGCUCCAGCCGUCAUCUCCGCUCUCCAGACCCGCAGAACAGAACAGAUUGGAGUUGGAGAAAGGAAACGCCACCUCGCCGUCCUCGCCUCGCCUAAAACCCUCGCCUCCCUCUCUCCCUCUCCUCCGCUCCACGCGCGGCGGCGACUCGGCGUCCAAGCGGCCCAUCCUAAGGCGGCGUCGGUUGCACGCGGAGUCUCGCUCACGUGGUGAUGGUGGACGCGUGGUGGCCGUUGCUGGGCGCGGCCAUCCCGGCGCUCGUGGCGGGCCAGGCCAUCCUCAUCAAGCGGCGCCGUGACGAGGAGCAGCGCCUCAAGGCGGCGCGGGGGCGGGAGAAGAGCUCCGACGAGGUCUUCGUCUGCGAACGCGUGUGCACCUCCAAGAGGAUGCUCAAGAAGGUGGGGGCAUUCUCCAAGGACCCCAUCCCGGAGACCUGCGUCACCGUCUGCGGCGUCUCCGAGCUCGACGUCUGCGCCGACGCUUGUGCGCGCACCGUCUGCGUCAACCAGCACCAGGUGCCCAACUGGAACGACGUCUGCCUCAAGAGGUGCCAGAGCGAGUGCCUCAAGCUCUCCUCAACCCUCAUGUAGUGACCAUCUCGGCUCGCUGUGCCCUCUUUAGAGCCAGAUCACUGGUUCGGGUAAAAUGAAUAGUGGCGGGCUGGCCAAGCUAUGCUGGUUUGGGUAUUGGGGGGCAGUAAAGUUCUAGCUGAUGGUAAACGAAAACCAGUAUUUUAAGAUUUGAUUCGUUACUAGUUUGCAAUAAGGUUUACUUCUAUAUUCUAUUUGGACAUCAAGCUUGUUGUUUUGGGUCCAUGUAUCAAAUUUCAAUGAGUUAAACAUCGUUACUGGUUUGCAAUAA
Molecule: messenger RNA, 874 nt
Organism: Phragmites australis (common reed)
Lineage: Eukaryota; Viridiplantae; Streptophyta; Magnoliopsida; Poales; Poaceae
Exons: 3
Coding region: 226-603 (125 amino acids)
Source: RefSeq, a predicted model, not a curated record